CCCUAGACUUCCUUAGCCAUCCUUAGAUCUCCUUAGCUAUCCUAUACACCAUCGAACAAAAGUUCAAAAUGGCGAAAACAGAGGAGUGCGUUUGAGUGAAAUGAAAUUCUUUGUUAAUAUUUCAGCUGUUUAGUCCAUCUUUUAUUUGGACACAUUAUUUAUUGCAUGGAGAACAGACACAAGAAAUCAAAAAGAAGUUUAAAUGGCGAUGAUGUUUAUGAAUUAGCUUGUAGAUACGAUGUUGGCUGGUCAAAGUCGAAGAGUCGGAAGAGACGGAAAGAUGGUGAAAUAAACGAUGAACAGUCUGAUGAGGGUGGAAAGAAUGUUAGUAGCAUGGUUAAGGUUAGAAAGGGUCUUUCCAGAAAACAUCCAUAUCUCCUCCACAGAGGAAUGCCUUGUCAGAAAUGGCCAUUCCAAAAAAAAUCCACACACCCUAUGUCCCUAUGGACGAGCUCAGUAAAAUGUGAACCCCAAGAAAAAAAGAUCAAAGUGCCGAUGCACACCCCCCCUCAGAGAUUGGUAAAUUUUUGCCUUACCCCUCAGAAAAAACGCUAAGAUCAAAGGAUGCCGAUGGCCAUAACCCCUCAGAAAUGGCUUUUUUGAACCGGCCCUCAGAUGAGCCAUUUUGCAGAAUGUGUUACUAGCGCACCCGAGGGCAAUCUCUGGUUGCAAUUUUAGCGCACCUAGCCUAAAUGUUCCUCAUGCCUUAGCUCCCAGGGUGCACUUGACAUGUAUAAUGAUGUAGGGUGUCUAACCUUCGCUGCAUAACUUACAUUUGUGUCCUGUUCCUACCUCUUUAUCGCAAACUGCACAUGUUACUUCUAUAGCUUCCGCCAUUUUCUUUCAGGAAAAAAUUGGCGCGAAAAUAUCAAAUCAGCUUACGCAAUACGCAUUCUUCAACUCAGGUUACUGCUCAGUGGGUUACUGUCUAGCGCGUAUUUCGCCACGCAAGAAAAGAUAUACGAAAGAGUGGACCGUGGGGGGAAAGACAAGAGAUAAGCCGCUGAUAAAUUGUAAUUUACUAUUUCCCAGCCGGCGGACCGGCGGUGACACACCUUGUCACAAAAAAUUUGCACCCGUACAGCAUUUUUUACAAUUUUUCAGGUGCGCACCUGACAGUUUGAAGCGCACCUGCACUUGAAAUUCUUGGUAUAUCGCACCCGAGAUCUCGUCGAAAUGUGCCACGUUCUGCAAACUGGCAGAUGAGGGCCCCCUGUACCUCUUGACAAUAUGCUUUCACAUAAAACUAUUUUGCCUUUUCACGAGUCACGAAAAAUUGAAAAAAUUCCUUCCUUUUCAAGGAAAAAUCGAAGUGAUCACAAUUCACGAAUUAUUAUAGGAUGUCUUCCUUAAUUGUAGAAUCAUUGUACUCGUCUGUACUUACCUCGACAUGCUUUCAAACUUCCAACUAUGUCGAAAACAGGCUCCUGUACAUCAAGUACUUCAAAAAACAGCAACAAACCGUAUUUAUUCCUUGGAAAGAUGAUCACACAAAAGGUCGCAAAAGAGAUGAUUCACAAACCACGCAUAUUUCUAUCUGCCAUUCACGGGUCACGGUUAAAUUGAAUCUUUCUUUCACGUGCACGUAAAAAGAUUGGAAGUCAUACCAUCACGAAUUAAAAUAAUCAUCGAUCACGUUUCACAGCUUAAUAAAAUAAGCCCAUCACGCUUCACGCAAAAAGUAUAGGGGGCCCUCUCAGAUAUUCUCUGACUGAUUGAAUGGCCUAGAGUGGAUCGAUAUACCGGAUAUAUUCGGUAUACCAGUAUUUGUUUAGAUACCGGUAUUGGCGAUAUUGACAAUUUAAAAAUACCGAAAUGUCGGUAUAUCGGGAAUUUUUAAAUUGUCAAUAUCGCCAAUACCAGUAUCUAAACAAAUACCGGUAUACCGAAUAUAUCCGGUAUAUCGAUCCACUCUAAUACCGAAUGCUGCUGCCUAAUACCGAAUUGAAACGCUAUUUCAAGUCAAUCUUGCUUACAAUCACGUUUAGAAAGCAAAGAUAAUUAGAUUUACAUCACCUUGUAGUACUGAAUGAUUCAACACUUCGACGCCCAAUCAACGGCCUACUAAUAAUUGCCGCUUAGCGCCGUUAACAUAGCUUGAUAAUGCGAAUCUUGUGACAUUUGCACUAAUAACAAUAUGUGCCACAUUAAUAUUUUGUCAAAACUUGAUUUUUCUCGACGGUCAGCAGUUCAGUUUGGCUUAAAAGAAAAACACGUUAAAAAUACCGGUAUACCUGUAUUUACUGGUAUUCUGAUGGCGGUAUAUCGGUAUUCAGUAUUUGUGAUAUCGAUCCACUCUAGAAUGGCCCAAACAAUUCUUGGUCUUUAAAGCCUAACAUCUCAAUCACAAAAACGAGGCUCGAUUUUGAGAGUUAACUACUAGAAAAAGUUAAAAACCUGUUUUGAUCUACUUGAGAGAGCUAAAAACCUGUUUUAAUCUUCCUCUAAAGGUUAACGAAAAAGGUGAACAUGGUGAUUCACCGAGCGUUGAGACGGGAUCCGAGGUGGAAGACAGAUGUGACGAUGAUAAUACCUUGUUAAAUAGUAGCAAAACUCAUGACCUGUUGAAGAAAAGAAAAUCAUUAGAUAUUAAAAAUAGAAUUAAAAGAAGGAAGGAAAUGCUGAGAGUGGAUGCGAGCUCUGAACAAGAUAAUGUUGAACCAGGUCUUCAUCCAUUGCAUUCACAAUGGAGGUUUACGAGGAAAGAACUGGAAGAACUUAAAAGCAAAGGUAGAUUUAAACUCAUGACAACAUAGGCAACUUGUGUGCUUGAUUUACACAGGUUGCAUGCGACAGUUUUAGGCAAAAGUUGUGUAAAUUGUAAAGUGCAUUUAGAAAUGUUUCUCUAACUAGGAGUUAAAGUGAAGUUGGGUAAUUGGUCAAAGAAGGAAAUAAACACGUUAGAGAGCAACAUGGCUGAAUAUCUGAAGGUAAU
Paramuricea clavata is the source of this 2935-nucleotide messenger RNA. The record is from the annotation of a GenBank genome assembly. NCBI's taxonomy places the organism in Eukaryota, Metazoa, Cnidaria, Anthozoa, Malacalcyonacea, Plexauridae.